AUGAACUCAUCAUCAAGCAGUCAACUGCUUCAGAAACUCUAAAAUCUUUACUCAAGUAACAAAAAAUAAAGUGAACAUUCAAUCUCUCCCUUGUAACCUAGACCUUUUGUGUGUAGAGAAUUUAACUAAUUAAUUGAGAAAUCAUCCCCUGUUCCUUAUUUACAAGUUAAACAACAUGAUUUUGAACAAUGGACAGAAAGAUAGAUAAAGCAAAUUUAAAAGGCUUCUUGCUCUUCUUUUACUCAAAAUGAAAAUGUAUUUGACAUCCAUCUGUAAAAAUAUUCAUAAAUUUCAACCAUUUCAUAAUAAACUUUCCCUGUUUUAGGAUAAAUUGAAAAGAAGAUUAAACUAUUAAAAUAUGCUAAAGAGAAUGAUCAUAAUACAUUUGCAGCCAUAAUUGCUAAAAUGAAGCUUUUCUGUUUAGAUAAUGCAUAAACAUGUUAUGACUUUUAUAGAAGUACAGAUCUAAUAUUACUAAAGUAUAUGAUCUUUCUCUUAAUACAGGAACUAAAUUAACGACCUACAAUUGAAAAAUAAGAAAUUAGUAAUGAUUAAACAUCUUAAUUCUAAUCAAUGAUUAAAGAUAUCAUUAGUAUUGUAUAUGAAAUAAUAGAAGAAGUGAAAUCAAAAUCAUUUUCAGGUUCACAAAUAGAUACAUUAAAUAAACAAUUAGCUAAAAUUCAAAAUAAAUUUAAGCUUGAUUCUAAUAGUACACAUAAAUAAAUUAAUAAAUCACAUCAUUAACGAAUUAGUAGUUGUAACUUUGAGACUUGUAGAACACCUAAUUCACAGAAUCAUAGUAAUAAGGAAUCAAAUAUUAGUAGUGAUAAAUUUAAAUCAGCACAAAAAUAAUAAUAGAAUAAUGUAUCAGGUUCUUAAAAAAUAAUACAAUUUUAAAUAGAGGAAUUAGAAUAGAAAAAGAAAUUAAUAAGUAAAUUAAAUGAAUAAAUCACUAAAUUAUAGAAUACAAAUUAAUAAUAAUAAGCUUAAAUUUAAGAUUUGAAUGAUUAAAUUAUAUCUAUAAAAUAGACAUUAAAAUAAAAAUAAGAAGAAGUAAAAAUUUCAAUUUAUUAAUAUAUAGAUUGAACAAUUAUCAUAAUCUUUGGAAUCACUUAAUUAGAAUAAUAUAAUUCAUUAAGAAGAGAAAGAAUAAUAUAAUAAUCUAUUUCAUGAAUAUGAAGAUGAAAAUGCUUAAUUGAAAUCAAAUUUGGAAUAAUUUUAAGUAAAAAUAUUAUAUAUUUAUUAGAAUACAAUUGAAUUAUGUUAAUAAUAAUUUGAAAAUUAAAAAUAAGAGACAUUUGCUUAUUAUUAAAAUUAAUGUAAUUAAAUUUAAUAAAUAAAAGAGAAUGAAAUUAAUCAUUUAAGAAAUGAAUUACAUGAAAAUUAAGUUAUUAUUGUAAUUAAAUUAAUUAAUUUUUAGAAUCAUUUGUUAAGUGAUGCUCUCUAUUUUGGUAAUUAAUACAAAAAUCUUGUGGAUAAAAUUGAUAAUUUAAAACCUUAAUCUAUUGUCAAUGACUUAAAUCAAAUAUAAAAGGAAUUAUUUUAUAAUGAAAACAUUCUUAAUGCUAAACUAAAUGCUAUAUCUAAUUUUUCAGAUAAUUUAUUAUUUGAUGCUGGAUAAGAAUAUUUGUCUCAAAGUCUAUCUUAACAUAAAAUUAUGAAUUCUUAGGAAUUAACUAAUAUUUAAUAACAAAAUAAUAGCAAAAAGAGUAAUUCAAACAAUUACAUAAUAGCACAAAAGAAUUAAUUUGAAAUUAUGGAAAUGCUUUUGAUUUAGAGUUAAGUAUUAGAGAAAUUUUUAAUCUGA
Paramecium primaurelia is the source of this 1807-nucleotide messenger RNA. NCBI's taxonomy places the organism in Eukaryota, Ciliophora, Oligohymenophorea, Peniculida, Parameciidae. The record is from the annotation of a GenBank genome assembly.